This is a messenger RNA of Dryobates pubescens (Downy woodpecker), 669 nucleotides long. Its product is annotated as C-type lectin domain family 6 member A-like. The transcript is spliced from 6 exons. NCBI's taxonomy places the organism in Eukaryota, Metazoa, Chordata, Aves, Piciformes, Picidae. The record is from RefSeq and is a predicted model, not a curated record.
AUGAACUGCCGAGGGACAGUCAGGCAUGGAGCUGCAGGCCCAGCAGAAGGGAGGAGCUGCUCCUGGCUGAACCCCUGGUUCUUCCUUGGUUUUGUCCUUGCCAUCAAAACUGCCUUUGUAACCAUCUGCCUUGUGGUUUUCCUUCAUGGAAACUAUGGCCAGUGCCAGGCUCUGCUGCAGAAUGCUCCAGAAUGGUGCUGCGUUCCCAGUGCAUCUGCAGGAAACGGGGAGAAGUGGAUGUGCUGCCCAGAUGGCUGGAGACCCUUUCAAGAGAAGUGCUAUUAUCUAUCCUCUGAUAAGAUGUCCUGGUCUGAGAGUGAGCAGAACUGCACUGGGAUGGGUGCCCACCUGGUGGUGAUCAACAGCAAAGCAGAUUAGGAGUUCCUCUCCAGUGUGGCAAAAGGAAUAUUUACUAAGGACUAUGAAGCAAAAUACUACAUAGGCUUAACUGCUUAUGAAAACAGGCAGUGGCAAUGGGUGGCCCAGACUCCAUACCAGCCGGCAGACACGUUCUGGAAGCCUGGGGAACCCAAUUUACUCUUUGCAGAAAAAUGUGCUGCAAUUCACAUCAAGGGAAACACAGACUCCAGCACUUACUAUAACUGGAAUAACAUCCUUUGCUUCACAAACUGCUACCGAAUUUGUGAGCUGGCAGCCAGGUUCAUCUAA